AUGGGGUCGUGGGGGAGCAGGUGGGGUGGGAGGGCAGAAAGCAGGGGUGGCUUUGGAGAGGAGGGCGCAAGCAAGGAUGGGAAAGGCCCCACAUUGGGGACUGGGUGUAAACGGAGAGGGGGCUACAUCGCAGGGGAUGGAGGUGUUUCGAGUGGUUUGGUCAUUGGUGGCACUUUUGAAAUAGUUGAUUCAAGGUGUUGCAAAGCCUUUACGAAAUUUGAUUGGCGUGGGAAUCCAUCAAAAUUUUAUUCUGGCCUGGAUCCAUUACCUGAGUUUUUAUCACUCGUACAAGGACCAGGCUUUUGCAAGGUGCUAAUGCUGUGGAAUUUAUCAUCAACAACACUGAAGUAUCAGUUACUUUUGUUCAAGAGAGCAACAUGGGUUCGCAGCUGUCAUAACAUCAGCACAAUGUCAUGCAUGCACUACAGUCGUCAAGUGCAACUCUUGAUUAUUUCUUUGUAAUUUUUAUUGUUAUUUGAAUAAAUGGAAUUUCUGUGUUUUAAUUUGAAUUUAUAUAAUGUAUUUUUAUUUGAAUUUUGAAUUUUUUUUUUUUUGUUAUCUGACAAGAUGUAAUUUCUUUAUUUUAACUGAAUUUGUAUUUAAAUUUGAAAUUUUGAAUAAUUUAUGAAUUUUGUAGUAA
Molecule: messenger RNA, 640 nt
Organism: Malania oleifera
Lineage: Eukaryota; Viridiplantae; Streptophyta; Magnoliopsida; Santalales; Ximeniaceae
Exons: 5
Coding region: 1-462 (153 amino acids)
Source: RefSeq, a predicted model, not a curated record